This is a messenger RNA of Trichoderma virens Gv29-8, 1398 nucleotides long. RefSeq lists its product as uncharacterized. The record is from RefSeq and is a predicted model, not a curated record. The transcript is spliced from 2 exons. The coding region runs from base 22 to 855 and encodes 277 amino acids. Gene Ontology annotation, molecular function: protein dimerization activity; DNA-binding transcription factor activity. NCBI's taxonomy places the organism in Eukaryota, Fungi, Ascomycota, Sordariomycetes, Hypocreales, Hypocreaceae. Gene Ontology annotation, cellular component: nucleus.
CGUGCCGCUCCUCCAGCAGCCAUGUCAGCAUCACCGGCGGACACGGCCGCCUUCAUCGAGAAUGCCAUUGAGGCCUCGCAAGCCGCGGCAGUGAGCGGCGUCAAUGUGGCCGACUUCAACGCCCUCCAGCAAGCUGCCGCUGCGGAUCACACCGAUGCUUCAGAUCCUUCCAAUGCAACGAGCACAGCCCAAGCUGCCCUGGGCAUGUACCCGACCCUCCAUGUGCCCCCAUCAACCGAGGAGCAGUUCUCUGCACAGGGACCCGUCGAGCCCGACCACGGUCACGACGCAUUCAAGCACGAUACCCCAUUCACCACAGACGUCACACAACAGCCCGACCCCCUGAUGGAUCAUACGGUCAACCAAGGCCAGCCCCCUCCUCCGCCCAACGGCGUUCAACCUCACCCUCCUCCUCCACAGCACAGAUACGCAGUCCCGCCGCCUCCUCCCAACCCCAAGCCGAGCGUUGGCUCAGAAGAGUGGCACAAGAUGCGGAAAGAUAAUCACAAAGAAGUGGAGCGUCGACGCCGCGAGACCAUUAACGAAGGCAUCAACGAGCUGGCCAAGAUUGUCCCAGGCUGCGAGAAGAACAAGGGGUCGAUUUUGCAGCGGGCUGUUAGUUUCAUCACCCAGCUCAAAGAGAACGAGCAGCAAAACAUUGAAAAGUGGACAUUGGAAAAGCUUCUUACGGAGCAGGCCAUAACUGAGCUCAGUGCGUCCAACGAUAAGCUCAAACAGGAGUGCGAGCGGCUGUACCGAGAGUUGGAGACGUGGAAGCGAGUUGCACAGCAGGCUGGGCUGGAGCCACCAGCCGCACCCAAGGAAGAGCCCAAUGCCGGUAUGCCGUCGAGUUAGGAAUCCGGACAUGCAUUGGUGAUAUUCCACCCUCAAACAUCUCUCUCGAGCUUUUCCGAAGCUUACUAUGUUUCGACAUAGGCGAGGAUGCAGCACGAGAGAGACGACUUGUCAUGAAUGUUUUCUUCUUCUUCUUCUUCUUCUUCUUCUUCUCCCCCCUUCCGUUUCGCAAGGCUAUGUCAAUACGGAUCCUCUGCCGGCCUCUUUCUGCCACGCCUGCCUCGGCAAUGAUGAUGACUACGUUUUUCGAACCGUUUUGUUUUCAUUUACCAAAGUCCUCGAUUUAUUUUCUCUUUCUCAAUCUUGUUUUAUUCUUACUGGGCCCAGCUCUGGAGAGAUACCAUUUCUCACUGUAAGAUUCCUUCUUUCAGCAGCUUGGCGUUUGGUAGGAUGUACUUGGAGGACUACAAAGGGGAACCUGCGCAUGCGUUUUGGACCGCGUCGGAUACGCGCAGACAUGGUUUGGCUUUGGGCUACAUGGGAAUACCUCUACGUAAUUAGCAAAGCUUUUUUGUUGUUUAGCGCUCUCCGAUGCUGGGGACC